AUGAAAUGCGCCCCUCCGGACCUGUCUCCCCACAGCCUCAUCAACGCCGACUUCUGCGUGGGCUCUGUCUGCGUGGCCUUCGGGGCAAUUCUGGGCAAAGUCAGCCCUGUCCAGCUGCUCAUCAUGACUCUCUUCCAAGUGACCCUGUUCUCAGUGAAUGAGUUCAUUCUCCUCAGCCUGCUCAAUGUGAAGGACGCAGGGGGCUCCAUGACCAUCCACACAUUCGGCGCCUACUUUGGGCUCACAGUGACCUGGGUCCUCUACCGGCCCAACCUGUACCAGAGCAAGGCCAGACAGAGCGCUGUGUACCACUCGGACCUCUUUGCCAUGAUCGGCACCCUCUUCCUCUGGAUGUACUGGCCCAGCUUCAACUCGGCUGUGUCCAAUCACGGAGACGCCCAGCACCGAGCGGCCAUCAACACCUACUGCUCUUUGGCAGCCUGCGUGCUGACCGCGGUGGCGCUGUCCAGCGCCCUGCACAAGAAGGGCAAGCUGGACAUGGUGCACAUCCAGAACGCCACGCUGGCCGGAGGGGUGGCCGUGGGCACCGCCGCCGAGAUGAUGCUCAUGCCUUACGGCUCCCUCAUUGUCGGCUUCAUCUGCGGCAUCGUCUCCACCCUGGGCUUUGUGUACCUGACGCCAUUCCUGGAGUCCCGCCUACGGAUCCAGGACACAUGCGGCAUCCACAACCUGCAUGGCAUGCCCGGCAUCAUAGGCGGUAUCGUGGGUGCUGUGACGGCGGCCUGUGCCAACAUUCAAGUUUAUGGACAGGAAGGGCUUGCCCACGCCUUUAACCUUGACGGUUUCAAGACUGAAUGGUCCGCGAGCCUGCAGGGCAGUUUCCAGGCCGCAGGCAUCUUCGUGUCCCUGGCCAUGGCCCUGGUGGGCGGCCUCAUUGUGGGAGGCAUUUUGAAAUUACCCAUCUGGGGCCAAGCUUCUGAUGAGAACUGCUUCGAGGAUGCGGUCUACUGGGAGGUGCCCGAGGAGCCCAAGAACGCUGCCUCGCAUCAUGAGGACUCUACCCUCAAGGCACCAGAACCCUGAGCUCCCAGGGCAGGUGAGAAGCAGGCUCCACAGAUAGUCCCGGCGCCCAGGAGAAGCCGGUGCCAGCCAAGCUGGGCACGCAAGGGCAAAGGGGAGCAGCACCCCGCCUGCUGGCAUGGCCCAGGGAGCCGCCACCCUCUCGCUCCCUUUCGCUGCCUGGACAUGGAGAAGGAGGAGGAGUAGACAAAGUGGGCGGACAGGCCAGGUUCCGGCUGCAGGAAGCCAGCCACCGGGCGUCCCAGUGGCCUCACUCAGGCUGAGCCUGGAAGGGGACCCCAGCCCUCCUGGGGUGACAACUUGACUGCUGGCCCCCAGCUGCUGAGUUCUCGGCCUGCACGACCCAUGCUCCCUGCCCCCACCCCACCCCACCCCACCCAGACCUCUCUGUGCCAUAUGCCCAUGGCGGCCUCUGUGAAUAAAAGUUCUAAGCGUUCUUUGUAA
Molecule: messenger RNA, 1485 nt
Organism: Myotis davidii
Lineage: Eukaryota; Metazoa; Chordata; Mammalia; Chiroptera; Vespertilionidae
Gene: RHCG
Product: Rh family C glycoprotein
Exons: 10
Coding region: 1-1044 (347 amino acids)
Biological process (GO): ammonium homeostasis; ammonium transmembrane transport
Cellular component (GO): basolateral plasma membrane; apical plasma membrane; plasma membrane
Molecular function (GO): ammonium channel activity
Source: RefSeq, a predicted model, not a curated record